AUGUUUCGCUACGCUCUCCUAGGAGCUCUUGCCUUCACAGUUACUGCCGCGAAACAUGAAGAUCCAGAAUGCAAGAUGACAACACCACAAAUAAUAGAACACUGGGGUUAUCCGGCCGAAAUUUACACUGUAACCACGGAGGAUGGAUAUAUUUUGGAGCUUCAUCGGAUUCCUUAUGGGAAAAAUGAUGCAAAACCAACAUCUCCACGACCAGUUGUAUUUAUGCAACAUGGUCUAGAAUGUAGCAGUAGUAAUUGGGUGACGAAUUUACCGGACGAAAGUGCAGGAUUCAUUUUUGCCGACUCCGGUUUUGAUGUAUGGCUUGGAAAUAUGCGAGGAAAUACGUACAGUACUAAACACAUCAACCUUAACCCCAAGCAUGAGAAAUUCUGGGAAUGGACUUGGGACGAGAUGUCAAAAUACGAUUUGGAAUCAAUGAUAGACAAAGCACUGAAUGUAUCCGGACAACAACAACUUUAUUACAUUGGACAUUCACAGGGAACGCUCACUAUGUUCUCAAAACUUUCUGUGGAUAAGCAAUUCUCGAACAAGAUUAAAAAAUUCUUCGCUCUGGCUCCUGUCGGCUCUGUUGCUCAUAUCAAAGGAAUGCUGAAAUUCUUGGCCGAUACUUUCAGUCUUGAAUUUGACACAUGGAACGAUAUAUUUGGAGCGGGAGAAUUCCUUCCAAACAACUGGGUGAUGAAAUUAGUUGCAGACGCUGUAUGUGGUGGAUUAAAAGUGGAAGCAGCACUGUGUGACAACGUUUUAUUCUUGAUUGCUGGUCCAGAAAGUAAUCAGAUGAAUCAGACUCGAACUCCUGUCUAUUUAACUCAUACACCUGCCGGCACUUCAACGAUGAACGUCAAACAUUGGCUGCAAAUGGUGAAGAAAGGUACCGUGGCAAUGUUUGACUACGGGACAAAGGAGAACAAGAAAAAAUACGGACAGGCAAAUCCACCAGAAUACGAUUUCACACAAAUCCAAAAUCCUAUCUACCUUUAUUGGGGUGACAGUGAUUGGCUUGCAGAUCCGCAAGAUAUUUCCGGGUAUUUGUUGCCAAGGAUACAACACACUCUUGUGGCGAAUACAGAGCUGAAUGAUUACAAUCAUUUGGAUUUCAUUUGGGGACUUCGUGCUCCAGCCGAUAUUUACUAUCCUAUAGUGAAAAUAAUCAAUGCAGAUCUCUCUUAG
Necator americanus (New World hookworm) is the source of this 1191-nucleotide messenger RNA. RefSeq lists its product as uncharacterized. Gene Ontology annotation, molecular function: hydrolase activity, acting on ester bonds. Bases 1 to 1191 code for a protein of 396 amino acids. NCBI's taxonomy places the organism in Eukaryota, Metazoa, Nematoda, Chromadorea, Rhabditida, Ancylostomatidae. The record is from RefSeq and is a predicted model, not a curated record. The transcript has 10 exons. Gene Ontology annotation, biological process: lipid metabolic process.